Messenger RNA from Olea europaea var. sylvestris, 969 nucleotides. Its product is annotated as C2 domain-containing protein At1g53590-like. The transcript has 7 exons. The record is from RefSeq and is a predicted model, not a curated record. Bases 1 to 969 code for a protein of 322 amino acids. Lineage: Eukaryota; Viridiplantae; Streptophyta; Magnoliopsida; Lamiales; Oleaceae.
AUGUUAGGAAAUUGGUUCUCAAUUGAUGCCAAGGAUCCUAUUGCCUAUGCCAUAGUGGAAAUUCUUGAAGGAGCUAACAUGAAGUCAUCAGACUUAAAUGGGUUGGCCGAUCCAUAUGUGAAGGGACAACUUGGCCCUUACAGAUUUUGGACUAAGACUCAGAAGAAAAAUUUAUCUCCAAAAUGGUAUGAGGACUUCAAGAUCUCUAUCUGUACAUGGGAGUCGCCAAAUGUGCUCAUAAUUGAAGUUCAUGACAAAGAUCAUUUAUUUGACGACCUAUUGGAGCUUAUGCUUUUUAUUUCACAACUAUCUAUGGCAUCUCUUCUCCCUUGUAAGAUAUUAAAUUGUUCUGUAAACAUCAAUGAUGUUAAAGACAUACAAAGGCAUGACAUGUGGUUGUCCCUUGAGAACAUAAAAAUGGGAAGAUUGCAUCUUGCAGUAACUAUGUCCGAAGGCGAUACUAAGGCUAAGGAUCAGAAUAAAGAAAUAAAUGGGUAUGAUAAACUGUCUCUGCAUGUAUCUACACGCUUGUGGGUUGCCAUAUAUGGGUUGCCAUAUAUGAGUUACCAUAUAUUUGUAUUUAUGGUUGAAGAGGGACGGUGUGCAGAAAAUGUAUGUAAUAUAGAAAGUAUUGACAAAGUGCUAAAGGAAAAUUCAGUCACAGAUGAUGCUUCUCAAAGAGGCUCCUGUUACAGAUUAUCUGAGAAAUCUCCCAAAGUUGUGGACAAGUUUGAGCCAAUUGACAUUGAAGGUCAACGAAAGACUGGGAUUUGGAUUCAGCAGCCAGGUAGUGAGGUUGCACAAGUGUGGGAGCCACAGAAGGAGAAGAGUAGGCACCUGGAAACUCAUCACCUUGAUGGACAAGUUCAGGCUGAAGGUGGUGAUCCAGCUGGAUCUCAAGCAUCAACCGCUAGUAGCACUGAUGAAAGUAUGGACAGUAAUAAACCUCAUUCAAUAAAUCCAUUUUGA